UCUCCACCAAAAGCUGGACGGUUGCUUUUCAGCGAUCUGCAUGUAGCAUAUCGCAUGCCCACGAUAUAGACCGGUUUUCUACCGACAGGCACACUGCUGCGCUCGUCUACGAUUUUGUUAAGCUAUGCACUGUUUUCAGAUAAUUGUGGCCUUAUGCGCUCUGUUCCUCGUUGCUGCCUUUUGGGACGACAGAGAUUACCACGACGAUUGGGACGAUGAUGCAGAGCAGCUGCCUGACGACUGGGAAAGUCGUAUCGAUCCUGACACCAUGCAAACUCAUCUGUCCAAUCUGGACCGUCGUAACGUUCUUGGUGAUGACAUCCUGUUUGCUGACGCAGGCAUUGGCUCUGGUGCAGGAAACUUCUCAGGAGCGAGAAACCUUACGUUAUGGAAAAAUGCGAAAGUUCCUUAUGAGAUCAACAGAGCAUUUGGCGCACAGGAUAGAUUCAUCAUUGAGCAGGCCAUGCGGAUAAUCGAACGCAAAACCUUUCAAUGUGUGACCUUCAAGCUGCGAGAGAAAGAGACGGAUUACAUUGAAUUUAAACCUGGGGACAACUGUUCGUCUUGCGUUGGCGUUUGCGACGGCAUGCAGCCCAUAUUUCUGGAUCGUGCACAAUGUAUGCAGCUAGGCACCGUUCAGCACGAGAUCCUGCAUGCCCUUGGCCUUUACCACGAGCACAGCCGCAGUGAUCGCAACAGUAGUGUGAUCGUCUACGACGACGAAAUACUGGACAGUCAUAAAGCCAAUUUCCGUGUUAUUCCGCAGAUGCCCACCUUUGGAACGGCCUACGAUCUGGACUCCAUAAUGCACUAUGGACCGUACGACUUUGCCCGCAGCAUCAACCGACCGACGAUGAUCCCCCGUGCCGACGGGGCCAACUAUCGCAUGGGCCAACGCAACGGACUAAGUGUCCGGGAUGUGGCGAAGCUGCGCAAUGCCUACAAAUGCCAGGUUGAGGAGCGAGAAGGGCGCAGCGAGCCUCUGUCGUUCCCGGGGUUCUCAGGGGAACCCAUGACACAGGAACAGUGCGGCCUGCAGUUCGGGCGACAUUGUUACGCGAGCCAAAGCACGCCAGCUAACUGCAGUGCCAUGCUUUCGCUGGAGAUCACGUGCGAUGAUGCGGUGAGCAUCAGCGAAGUGCAGCAAAUGACCGCGGCGAUGGCGGCGCCGCCACUGCGAUAUGUGCAGAUCACAGUAGUGGAACAUGUUGUGACCACCGAUGCGCUGUCGGCCGUGGCGCAGCAAACCGUUGCCCUAACGGCAAUGCGUUGUUACAUACGCGAUCCCACCGCCAAACUCCCGCUUUUUUCGUUUACCAAUCUCCUGUUGUAUCACUUAAUGCAGUGCAUAGAUAUCCGCAUCAAAAGAUCCGAUUUUCAGUUUCUGCCCAAGCUGAAAGCGGUACUGUUUACCAAUGUGACCAUCCUGUACUUAGAAGAAGGUACCUUUACAGCAUUACCAGAUUUGCAGAUAUUGGCCUGGCACAAAGACCUGCCACGGCACUUUGGGGUCCUUAGUGCAAGCAAUUCAUCAGUCGACAAAGACCAUGAUGAUCAGGAGCUGGGGAUGGCGCGACAAGCAUAUCUGCAACGUCUGCACUGUGAUUGCGAACUCGCCUGGCUGCGCAGAUGGCUGCAACACAAUACCAAGCUCCGACGUAGCGCUGCUCCAUAUGAACUUUUCUGGUUGUCCGAUGGUCUGACCAACAUAAAAGUCUCCGCGACCGAUGUCUAUAUACCAAUUAACUGCGCAGUGCAACCUUUUCCUUCCGACUUGACCAUGAUUAACCUCACUCAAACCGCGUUCUCUAUCAACGAGCCCCGCUGCGCGACGAAUGUCCAUAACCGCACCUACGAUAGCUUGAAGCUGCGACGCACUUUUUCCUCCGCCCCCCUCGAUCCCGUGCAGUGUCUAACGCAGUUCAGCAAAACCUGCCGAGCGGUCAUUGUUCCGUACGCGACCAUGGAUGCUAUUAGUGUAUUUCUCUUAACCUACUGUUUAAACCAGAAGGAUUUGACCGGUGCCCGACAGCAUCUACAGAUUAACUGCUGUGGUAACGAUACCACCAUCAGGGAGCUACAGGACAUGACCUUUGCCAUGGCCCGACCGCCGUUACGCCGUGUGGAUCUGCUUCUGACGGACGGGGACCAUAUCGUGUACCGAGCUUUUGCUCCCAUCAUCACUCAGGUCUUCAAUAUGCAUCUCUUCGACUGCAAGGAUCAGCGGCCCACAGCUAAACUGUCGCAGUUGGGAUUUGGCAGUUUGAUCCAGUUCACGCUAACCAACUGUCGGGAUCUGGUUGUGCGCGCCGCGGAUUUUGUGCGGGUUCCAAAUAUCCGUGUGAUGCUGUUCCUGUCGUCAACCGUCAGCGAUAUCACCCCGUCCAGCUUCAGCUCUCUGCCUGCAUUGCGGGUGCUGUCGGUGGAGUACAAACUGAACUAUGUACUGCCGGAUAUGGGCCCGCACUUUCGCCAAUAUCUGCAUAAACUGCACUGUGAUUGCCAGUUUGCACCUUUCCGAGACUGGCUACAAUCGCAGAUAAUCCAGUCUCUGGAGAUCUGGCAUGACGAUGUUAUUUAUGGUGAUACUAAUCGGACUUUGCAGGCACUGUGUUCCAGUGCAGUACCGCAAACCGGGCGGGUUAUUGUUCCUCUGGAUCUUGAUGAACGCUCGCACCACGUUGCAGGUCAAUAUCUCUGUCUGGACAAAGCAGAACUGUACCUGCCUUUUGACUGCUCCGCUAUCAAAGACCCCGACAUGCCUCUACCGAUAAAUUUCGACCAGCAUAAUUUCUCUGUCAACGUCCCGGCCUGUAACAAUAGCACAAUGCCUCGGUGUGCAUUGUUGGAUUCCGAUACCGCCAACUGCUUUUCCGGGAGUGAAGAGGAAGGGAAAAGGGGUUUUACAACAGCUCUUAAUCAGCCGAUUAUAAAAGAACGCAGAUCUGAACUAACGGCUUGGGCGGUUGACGCAGCUGGUCACGCCUACCUCUACGACGAUCAAGAUCUACAAAACGAUCCGGUCAUCCACCACCGUGGCUACCUUCCGGAGAGCCGAUUCUGGCCUAACCAAGGCAGAAAUAUCCCUUACAUAAUUAGCGAAGCUUUCGAUUACUCCGACAAAGCAGAAAUCGAGGAUGCGCUACAGUCCAUUGCAUCUUACACUUCGCAGUGUAUAACGUUCGCAACGCGUGAUAAGGAAACAGACUGGAUUGAGUUCCUGCCAGGACAAAGAUGCGAAUCAAAAGUUGGAAAGCAAGGUGGGCAGCAGAAUAUUCAGUUGUCGCCGGCGUGCAUUUUUCGAGGCGGCAUUCAGCAUUUAACCCUACAUGCCCUGGGGUUUUUUCACGAACAUCACCGGCCGGAUCGUAAUGCGUAUUUGCAAAUAUAUUACAAUCGAACAAACCUGCUGCCAGCAGAUGUCAUCCUUCGUAAAUUGCCGCGGAUGCCCACGUACGGCGUGGAGUACGACCUGGAGUCCAUUCUGCAUUACGGUGCCUUUGAUUUGACGGAUCGCCAGCAAGCUGAUCUGCCGGCAUUCCUUCCUAAAACCGGUUCCCAGGGCAAACGCGUAAAGAUGGGUCAGCGACGCACUUUAAGCGCUAAAGAUAUCGUUAAGCUCUAUACGGCUUACAACUGCACGGCUAACAGCGAUUCGCUGCUGGAACCAGUUCCCAAUUUUAUACGGAGUCCUAUGUCUGCGCACGUGUGUGAGACACUGGCUUACGCAAAAUGCGGAGAACCAUUAACCGUCGACUGCAGCACAUCCAAAACCAUAAGGCUUUUGUGCAACGCUAGCACAAGCGCACGGGAUUGGCAGGACACCGCAGCGACCGUAGCCAGGCUUCCCUUGCAUGCGGUCUCAUUAUAUUUGUUUGACAAUAUGGCGUUGUAUGAUGCACCGGACGCUUUCCGUCUCAUUCGCCGACAAAUUCUUCUUAUGCAUUUUAUUUUCUGCAAAGACUGCUAUUCCACAUCCGUGUUCUCACUGUUGGGUUUCGUUAACCUGGCGAAAUUAGAGCUAGAGCUGUGCUACGGGCUGAUUAUCAAGAAGGCUGAUUUUCACGGACUGAACCGACUGCAAAUUUUAAUCUUUAACACCAGCACGAUCAGCAGUCUUGAACUGGGCACCUUUACCAAUUUACCAGCUUUGGAAGUACUAAGUCUGGAGAGCAACAUCUUCGACAGAAGCCCACGCAUGUUCUUCAAUAACGAUAGUCGCGUGGCGUUUGGACUGCGGAUGGACUAUCUGCACCAGCUGCACUGCAGCUGCAGGUUUGCGCAGUUUCGUCAAUGGCGGAACAAUAACCGGGUCCUGCGACAAGAAGUUCAUAGAGGGGGGCUACACUAUCUCGAUGGUAUCAUGGUCAAUGACGAAUAUACCAGGAAGGAUUUGUACUAUCCUGUGGACUGCAGCGCCGAGUCGUUUCCAAUAACGGAGGCGGCGGUUAACAUUUAUCAACUGGAAUAUUCUAUCAACGAGCCGCAAUGUAAUACCGACGCCGAUGACGUCACAACUGAGGAGGCGUGCAUUAUCCAGAUAGAAGGCAUUGGGUCUAUCGAAAAGUUAGUCAAAUGCGACGCAGGAAAUUGUAGCUAUCACCUACCGACAAAUAUAAGUGAAUUUGCACCCCAUAUCAAACAUGCCAUACAAGCGGCAGCAGCCAGCAACAUGCACAACGCGACACCAAUUCACCAUGCUAUGUCACCUUACGCGGCGGAUUAUAAUCUCUUUCCAGAUCGUCUGUCCACACCACCUUUGCCACGAAAUGACAAUGAUCAAACGAGAUUAUCCCCGCCUACUAAUCCACCACACUGGCUGUAUGGCUGCAUUGCGGCACUGGCUGGUGUCGGUAUCUUAUUCGGGAUGGUCUACGCCGCGCGUCGGCGUAUUUUCAGCUGCUGGCAACGACAUGGGAGAGUCCGUCCUCUGGAGCACGACCAUCGCGCGGUGUCGCUGUUUGGCAAUGAGCAGAGUCCGUCUCAUUCAUUGCAAUCCAUUGCGUUAAUUAGUCAUAACCACCGCGACGCACAGGAGGGAUUGGAAUCGGCAUCGAACAUGUCGGAGUCGACUGUAAUGUUGGCUGUCGAAAUGAGCAGCGACGAUACGCCAGAAGACUGCCGUUCGUUUUAGUCGCGUAAAAGACAUCCUGAUUUGAUAGAUGGUACCCUCAUGAGCAUGUAACUUGUAGCAUGAUUGAAUGGACAGCCGGCUUCAUGCAUGCAUUUUACGUUUUUCGAGUUUCGGCAUAAUUUGCUGGGAUGUUCAUACAAGCUUGUGCAGAAAAUGGAAGUUUGUAAUGGUCGGUAUGGUCGGGCACUGCACAUUCCAGCAUGGCGGUAGAUGUGGUCCAAUAAAUUUCUGCCCAACCAGUUUUACUAAUCGUGGUUGCCGUCGUGAAUACAUUCCGGGGCAGGAGAAGAAAAUUAUUGUUAUUGGUCUUAA
Molecule: messenger RNA, 5446 nt
Organism: Paramacrobiotus metropolitanus
Lineage: Eukaryota; Metazoa; Tardigrada; Eutardigrada; Parachela; Macrobiotidae
Exons: 13
Coding region: 125-5134 (1669 amino acids)
Biological process (GO): proteolysis
Molecular function (GO): metalloendopeptidase activity; zinc ion binding
Source: RefSeq, a predicted model, not a curated record